Molecule: messenger RNA, 2623 nt
Organism: Onychostoma macrolepis
Lineage: Eukaryota; Metazoa; Chordata; Actinopteri; Cypriniformes; Cyprinidae
Gene: rps8b
Product: ribosomal protein S8b
Exons: 6
Coding region: 1064-1690 (208 amino acids)
Biological process (GO): translation; maturation of SSU-rRNA from tricistronic rRNA transcript (SSU-rRNA, 5.8S rRNA, LSU-rRNA)
Cellular component (GO): ribosome; cytosolic small ribosomal subunit
Molecular function (GO): structural constituent of ribosome
Source: RefSeq, a predicted model, not a curated record
UUUGUAAUCCCACACUUGCGAGUUAUUGAUCUGGAAAAGUCGAAUCUGUGAAUAUCUUGCCAACUUUACUGAACUUAUAGAUUGCUCCUGCUGACUAUAUCCAGCCUCUUAUGAAGACUUCACAUGACCCAGCACCUGUGAAGAGAUGACGCCAACCCUUGAGAGGACUUCAGAUGAAGGUGACUCUGACUCUGAAUAAACAUACAAAACUGCUAAAUUUUCCUUGCAUUGUAAUCAACAUGAUCAAAUCAUGUAACCAUUGCUUUAAUUUGUUCAUUGUUUCUGAAUACAUGACAUUACUUAACUGCAUGAUUUGUAUAGCCUAAUUUUAGAACAUUUCUGCCAUAUGAACAUUACUUUGACACAGUUACACCUGUUAACAGAACUCUUAUUUGUAAUGUAGAAACAUUCUUUUCUGUAAAGCUGCUUUGAAACAAUGUGUAUAAUAAAAAGUGCUAUACAAAUAAAUGUGAAUUGAACAAAACUUUGGAGCACAAAACUGGAGCACUCCCAUGCAGCACAGCAAACUAUAGUGGAGAGACUGUUCAAGGACUUUUACCAUGGUAACGUCAGCCUAAAAUAUGUUAACAUGGCAGGUAUAAGGAUAGCUGACCACAUUAAUCCUCAAAUAUUCGCGGAUUUUAUCUUUUAAAAGCAACACUGAUACAACUACAUAUACUACGUAUAAAUUAUUUUAUUGUCUACUAAUUACCAAAAAUCGCAGUUCUGUCUCUCUAACUCAAUGCAUUCCAAUUGCCGGCUAUGAACUUCCUGGAACUAUUGAGGUCUACGUGAAUCACGUGACGAUCGAGCGUUUUGAUCCGUUGUCGCAACUCUGUCCCUGCGUUCCAAUGUGCAUACUAUCCACCCUAUCUGCCCUAAAUAGUAUUGAAAAUUACUAUUAUCACAUAGAAUUUAGGAUGGAUAGUAUGCACGGACGCAGACUGUCUCUCUAUGGCUCUGGAGACGGGUAGGUUUAGAUAAAUGUAAGAUGGGAGGAGUUGGAUCUAGAUCCAACCACACCCCCUGGAUCUUGUGUUCCCAUCUCGACGUUUAAGCAGAAAUGGGUAUCUCCAGGGAUCACUGGCACAAACGUCGUAAAACCGGAGGGAAAAGAAAGCCCUACCAUAAGAAAAGAAAGCAUGAACUAGGUCGCCCUCCAGCCAACACAAAGAUCGGCCCGCGUCGCGUUCACACAGUGCGCGUGAGGGAAGGCAAUAAGAAAUACCGCGCGCUGAGAACGGACAGAGGGAACUUCGCCUGGGGCUCUGAGUGUUGCACUCGCAAAACCAGGAUCAUUGACGUUGUGUACAAUGCCUCCAACAAUGAGCUUGUGAGAACCAAGACCCUGGUGAAGAACUGCAUUGUUCUGGUGGACAGCACACCGUUCAGGCAGUGGUAUGAAGCCCACUACGCCAUUCCACUGGGCCGCAAGAAAGGGGCAAAGCUGACUCCAGAAGAGGAGGAGAUCUUGAACAAGAAACGGUCAAAGAAGGUUCAGAAGAAGAUUGAUGGAUGCAGGAAGAAGAGCAAGAUUAGCAGUUUGCUGGAGGAGCAGUUUCUGCAGGGCAAGCUUCUUGCCUGUGUUGCGUCCAGGCCUGGCCAGUGUGGCAGAGCAGAUGGAUACAUCUUGGAAGGGAAAGAACUGGAGUUCUACCUCCGGAAGAUCAGAGCCAAGAAAGGCAAAUAGACUUAAGCAAUAUAACCAUGUCAUGCUUUUCAUGUGACACACAGCAGCCACAAUAGCACUGCAUAACUGAUUGUAUUUUUUUCCUUUUUAUUCAAAAUAUUUCGAAACAUUAGUGCUGUCAAUCGAUUAAAAAAUUUUAUCGCGUUAAUCACAGUCAUGGACUGUGAUUAAUCAUGAUUAAUCACAAAUUUAAAAUACUAGGAUUUACCUGUAAAUGUUUUGGGGGAAAAAAGCAUGACAAACUAGUUUAAGGAAACAGAACCUUUCACACUUCUGCCAGGUAUGAGACAUAAUCCUUGUUAUUCGUUUAUCAUUAUUCUUUUGUUUUUAUUCAGCCAUUAUCGGCCUUUAUACUGGCAAUAAAAUGUUUACCAAGCCACAUCGCUUCAAUCCCAGUAUACAUUUACCCAACUAUUAUCAAAAGUAUUUCUAAAUAAAUACAACAAAACAUUUUCUUGCAACCUUACGUGAAGUAUUAUGACAAAAUGCAUUAUGAAGAAGAUUUGGACCUGUUCUGCAGGUGCAUUAGAGCUAAUAUUAACAUCAUGCUUCAUAAGACAAUUUAUGAGAUUAAUAGUACAACUUUACUCAGAACUCACUUCAAACCACCAUCGAGUGUUUGUAAUAACUUCCUUUUGCGAUGACAUGUGGAAUUUGGUCGUUUACUGUUGUAAAAAUAUGCUAUUUAUAGCCUUUUAUAUCACUGCACAAAUUAGCAUCUCAGAUGUACACAUUAUCUCCAGAAAAUCACAUACAGACCAUAUCUAUCGUAAUCGUGUGUUUAUUAUCUUAUAUAAUCUAUAGUGGGUGUUGUCAUGUUUAUUUCUGCUGCUCUGCUGAAACUCACGUUGUCUGUGAUGUUACAACUGCCUCUCCGUUCUUAAUUUUCCAGGUAUACACAUUAAUAAAAGGAUCUAUUUUAAAAAACCGCAA